Messenger RNA from Plodia interpunctella (Indianmeal moth), 5557 nucleotides. RefSeq names its product Calcium/calmodulin-dependent protein kinase II (gene CaMKII). The transcript has 2 exons. NCBI's taxonomy places the organism in Eukaryota, Metazoa, Arthropoda, Insecta, Lepidoptera, Pyralidae. Bases 247 to 1779 code for a protein of 510 amino acids. The record is from RefSeq and is a predicted model, not a curated record. Gene Ontology annotation, biological process: protein phosphorylation. Gene Ontology annotation, molecular function: ATP binding; calcium/calmodulin-dependent protein kinase activity; calmodulin binding.
UCUAUGUUUGUGACCACGAUUACUAUUGUCUAGGUAUCUCUGGCGUUUUAUAUUGAGCCUGAAGAACUUCAAUUUAGAGUGUGUGACCAAAAUAGUGUCGAUGAUUCUGUUUCCGAUAAAUUUCGGCCGCUACUUGACUAUAUCUAUUUUUUGAACAUUUCAUAGUGACAUCGUCUAUCAAAUCGUGCUCAAAUUUACAAAGUAAGUUGCCUAUUUGGAUCUGAUAAAUUUUUCGUUGCAGUAAACAUGGCCAACCCAAACCGUGAAAGUGUUAGCACUCGUUUUUCUGACAAUUAUGACUUGAAAGAAGAAUUAGGAAAAGGAGCGUUUUCCAUAGUAAGGCGAGCUGUUCAAAAAUCGACUGGAUAUGAAUUUGCUGCCAAAAUAAUAAACACUAAAAAACUCUCAGCUAGAGAUUUUCAAAAAUUGGAAAGAGAGGCUAGGAUUUGUCGAAAGCUUCAGCACCCUAAUAUUGUAAGACUGCAUGAUUCCAUUCAAGAGGAACAUUUUCAUUACCUUGUUUUUGAUUUGGUGACUGGUGGUGAAUUAUUUGAAGAUAUUGUGGCACGGGAAUUUUACUCCGAAGCCGAUGCGUCGCAUUGUAUACAACAAAUUUUAGAAUCCGUACAUCACUGCCAUCACAAUGGAGUUGUACAUAGAGAUUUAAAGCCUGAAAAUCUUUUACUGGCAAGUAAGGCUAAGGGCGCUGCAGUGAAACUAGCAGAUUUUGGACUAGCCAUCGAAGUUCAAGGUGACCAGCAAGCAUGGUUUGGAUUUGCCGGUACUCCGGGAUACUUAUCACCUGAAGUUCUUAAAAAGGAACCUUAUGGUAAACCAGUUGAUAUAUGGGCAUGCGGCGUAAUAUUGUACAUUCUACUUGUGGGUUACCCACCAUUUUGGGAUGAAGAUCAGCACAGGCUAUAUGGGCAAAUUAAAGCUGGCGCCUAUGAUUAUCCAUCACCUGAAUGGGAUACUGUUACGCCUGAAGCAAAAAGUUUGAUAAACCAGAUGCUAACUGUUAAUCCAAGCAAGAGAAUAACUGCGUCUGAAGCUUUAAAGCACCCAUGGAUUUGCCAUCGCGAACGCGUUGCUUCUGUUAUGCAUAGACAGGAAACUGUGGACUGCUUGAAGAAAUUCAAUGCUCGUCGUAAACUGAAAGGUGCCAUUUUGACGACAAUGCUCGCGACCCGAAAUUUUUCAGGUAAAUCUAUGGUUAACAAGAAAGGGGAUGGAUCGCAAGUGAAAGAAUCUACUGAUAGCAGUACUACUCUGGAAGACGAUGACUUGGAUAAAGACAAGAAAGGUGUGGAUAGAGCGUGCACUGUUAUCUCAAAAGAACAUGAUGAAGAUGGAUUAUCUAAAGCCGAUUCAUUUCAGAAAGCUCGUGGCGAUAGCACUGCUUCUUUACGUCGUGCUGAGGUAAUCAAAAUUACGGAAGUGCUGAUUGAUGCUAUCAACAACGGAGAUUACGAAACCUACUCCAAGCUUUGUGAUCCUAAUCUUACUGCAUUCGAUCCUGAUGCAUUAGGCAAUCUUAUAGAAGGAGUAGAAUUCCAUAAAUUCUUCAUUGAUAACACUCCUUCCCAUGUUAAAACAAACACAACCAUUUUAAACCCUAGAGUACAUCUUCUCGGAGAUGAUGUAGCUGUUAUAGCGUAUGUCUGCGUGACUCAAAGUGUGGAUGCCGAAGGAAGACGAGCCACCCACCAGUCACAAGAAACACGCAUUUGGCAAAAGCGCCACAACAAGUGGACGGCAGUACAUUUCCAUCGCUCCUAACUAGUCGUGUCUUUGAAUGAGUCCCUAGCGCCAAUGAAUAAUGGUCUUGCAAACAAAAUUGUAACGGGGAUGCCACUGCCGCAACCGUAACCCUUCAAUGAAUCGAUUAAAUUGCGGCGAGAAAUUCUAUGGCAGUGGCAAGAAAUUUAAAAAUCAUAAUAUCCAGUUCUGCUAUGAAAACUACACGAAUUUUAUUAGAAAACUUCUUUAUAAUCCCAAGGAAUUAAGUUACUUACUAUUAGGUAAAUGUUAUUAUGUACACCAGUAUAAUAUUACUUCUAUCUACAGUCAAUGUCUUAAUAAAAUCCUGGUCUAUAAUCAAAAAAGAUGUGGCUAAAAUGUGAUACCGUUUCAAUAUCCAAGCUUUGUGCUAGUUUUAUUAGUAGGAUAUACAAAAUUUGAUCUCGGCCACGAUCGAAAAUGUCAACGAAUAUCAAUGCAAGUUGUUGUUAUCAACACAUCCAAAGAAAUCUCAAUAUUAUAGAUUAACAUCAGAUCUGAUACUAUGAAUCUUGAAUCUACAUAAAUAAGAAUAAAAACUGCAAAAAAUUUUCGAGGUUUAGAAUUAUUAGCACAUUUCUCAGUAAGUCUCUCUACAUUUUUAACUAUGAAUGUUUUGUCGUGCUUAAAAAUGGUGUUCUAUUUGUUAUCAAAUACCUAGAUAGUAAGAUUUAAGUAACUAAUGAACUAUGCAGUUAUUGGCACUAUGCAUGCAUGUAACAGUGAGACGUCUAAUAGUUUAUUAUAAAUUUUUAUCUACUUUUAAACUUUACAUACCUAUGAUACCUAUUUGGGUUACUUUUUCAACUUAGUAACUUGUAGUUAACAGGUUCAUCGUAUUUUUUUAUAUUUUAAGUGGAUUAUAUCAAUUUCGUCAAUUUUAGAUUUUAAAGUUGUUGUUACUCAGCUUGCAAUUUUUAUACAUUCUAACCAAGAGAUAAAUUUCUAAUGAAUUGAGCGGACAAUUCAAUAAAUAACCAGCAUUCUACGAUAUAAAAAAAGAAGUUUUCGGUAUGGCACUGUUCAUUAUUAUUCGUGCUUUAUUGAGUUGCAAUGUUGUGUUUGUACCUGAAUGUUACGAUCGGACGUUUUGAUCGAUAGUAUAAAAUAUUUUAAGUGUUUACUGUGCAAGAGAAUGGUUUGCAUGGAAGUAUUAUAAUAUUCACUAAAAAGGAGCUUGGAUUGUCAGUGAUAUUAAUGUGUAAUGGUGUUUUUUGCACAGUUCCACUUAUGAAAUGUGAUUUAACUAUUGGAUCCUUAACUGUAAGUUUGCCGUAAAUUCAGUAUUUCUUAGAUAUAUAAAUAAUUAGAUAUAAACAACAUUUAACCAUGUUUUUACGACUUUGUAAUGUAUUUUAGUAUAGUUAGCGAACUUACUUUACGUAACAUCAAGAUCUUGGAAUUAUAUAAUAAAAGCAUCGCAUAAUAAGUGUCAUUAAGUCAUUCAAAGUGUAAUCAAAUCAAUGUUUGUGAUAUAAGUAUUCAUGAUAUCUUCAGUACAUAGUUAGUUCAGUACAUAGUGCCAUUAUCAUUGAAUUUAGUGCCAAUAACUGUAAUGAAAAAAAAACUAAAAAUGUAUUCUAGUCUUUAUUGUUACGCAUAUUUAGUAUUUAAUCAACGUUUUAAAUUAAUUUUGAACAUAUUAUACAUACUUACAUAGAACUUACAUUGUGUAAAUAGGUAUUUGAUUUGCACAUUGCAUGUUUAAAAGUGUCGUCUUCGGAUUAGCUAUACAUAUAUAUGUUUUUAUUGUUUUAUUUAGAAAACGAUUUUAAAAGAAUUUGUUAACUAGUUCACUUCAAAUUUAUUUAUACUUAUUACUUUACGAACUUUUGUUAUUGGCUCUCCAAUGUUAGAACUCUAUAUCUGGAAAGUACAUAUAUAUAUAUAUAUAUAUAUAUAUAUAUAUAUAUAUUACUUACUUGAUAUGUAUUGAAUGAUAUGAAUUAUGUAUCUGUACGAAUAAUAAGUAGUCCAGUCCAGCCAUAGGAGUAAAGAUUAGAGUGGAUAAUCACAAAAUUUAUACAGAUGGAAAACAUAACGUUGACUAGGGCUCAAAAUUUACAAUUUUAAAAGCCAUACUUAUUAACUUACUACGCCACACGUGUCGAUCCAUAUAUCGAGUUAAAUUAAUCUCAAAUGAAUUUUACUUUUGUUAAUACCAUAACUAUUGUGGUAACGUGACAUUAGAAAUCAGUCAUAAUUAUUCGUACUCUAGAUAGUAGAUAAUGAAUCUACUAAUUAAUGUGUGCUAAUUUAAUUCCACUAUGUAUGGCUAUCUGUAUGAAUUUCGCAGUUAACCAAAUAAAGUACUUAUUUUUCUCAAAGUAAAAAUGCUUGUGUACAAUUGAAGCACAGCGCAUUAGUUCCUAUAGACAGCAGUAUUGCCGCCACUGUGUAGGUCUAGCAAUUGUUGGGAACCUAUUCAUACUCUGAUUAGCUGUGUCCUCUACUUUGUGAGCCUAACUGAAUGGUGAAAUUGUUGCAAGUUAUUUCGAUUAUUACGUAUCAGUUCUAAUAUUUUUAAAUCUAGUAUAAUUCGAAUUUUGAAAAUUUUACCUAUGAGAAUAUAUCCCUAUAAAAUUUAAUAUUACAUUCUUGUUGAAAAUAUCUGCUUAGUAAAUUGAAAUAUGCAUGGAACUUCUCAUGUUUUAUGAAGUUCGAGUUUAUCCAACAUUAGAAUACAAGAUGCACAAAUCAAUGUAUCAUGUAACUUCCAGUUUCUAACAGAGUUCUCAAUCAUGGAAAUAUAAACCACUGAGUACUGUCUUCCUCAACAGUGUUCCAAAUAAACAACAAUAGUCAAGAUAAUCAGCUUCAAUAUAUUUCAAUAUUCUCUUUGAAAAUAUAAUAUGGCUCUCCACAAAUUGUUAUAUAGUGCACAUUUACCUGUUUGCAUGUAUUUAUCUCACCGGCUUACCAUUUAGGAGAGCUUUUUUACAGUAUUCCAACUCUUUCUAUUGGCUGCUUUUUAUCAAUACACUAUAAAAUGAAUUUGUUACUUUAAAUAAAUAUUGUACUUACAAUUUAUACACUGGGACCAUUUGGAAAUACAUAUGGGACUAUCAAAAUCAUUGGUAUGUCUAUUAUAAAACAUGAGUUUUAUAAGCAAAAAUUUACUCAAUGCUCAAAGAACCUGUAUGUUUCAAAUGGUUUCAAUGAGUCUACAUUAAAAUAUUAAAUGGGUGCAGUGCAAUGUGGUAACAGUCUUUAAUAUAUUAGAAAUAAAAUAUAUGUUAAUUUUUUUUUGUUACUCUGUUUAUAAAUAAUUGCAUAUUUUUCAUGUAGUAUUAGCUAAUUCUAAAUAUUAUAAAAUUUUGACCAUUCAGCUAGCAUUGUCUUUGUUUAAAAUACUUUUGCAUAAUAUAUAUGUAAUUAAUGAGUGUCCUGUAUGGCAAGGGUAUUAUUUUUAAGCCUAUAUUAUCAGCAUUGUAUUGAAGUCAUUAUUAAGCUAUUGGUAUGGGAAGAAUGUGUUUAUAGUCAAAAUUAAAUCAAUAUUGCACCCUUGCUUGAGUAUGUAGUUGAAGAUACUUUGUGUUUUCUAGUUAGAGUACAAGUAUUUUUCCUUAAUAUUCCAUGUGCACCAAAAUUUUUCAUUUAGAAUUUGCUAUUUCUUACAUUGAGUGCUAAGUUUUUGUAGAAUAAUUUCCAAUUGUGAAAGUGUAGGUGUAUGAAAGAGUUGUCAAUAAUAUAUUUGUAUUCAACAUAAUUUCUUGAACCUCUGCAUUGCCGAUUAUCAUGUAACAUUCUCUAAAAUAAAGUUCUUUUGAUCUAUAAA